Penicillium chermesinum is the source of this 447-nucleotide messenger RNA. RefSeq names its product 60S ribosomal protein eL14. Gene Ontology annotation, biological process: ribosomal large subunit biogenesis; translation. NCBI's taxonomy places the organism in Eukaryota, Fungi, Ascomycota, Eurotiomycetes, Eurotiales, Aspergillaceae. The record is from RefSeq and is a predicted model, not a curated record. The coding region runs from base 1 to 447 and encodes 148 amino acids. Gene Ontology annotation, molecular function: structural constituent of ribosome; RNA binding. Gene Ontology annotation, cellular component: ribosome; cytosolic large ribosomal subunit. The transcript has 3 exons.
AUGGCCGAUAUCGAUGUCAAGCUCGCUUCGUGGAAGCUGGUCGAGGUUGGCCGCCUGGUCUUGAUCCGCCGCGGCCCCUACGCUGGCAAGCUCGCUGCCAUCGUUGAGAUUGUCGACCACCGCCGUGUCCUGGUCGACGGUCCCUCCGGUGAGGAGAAGAAGAUCGUGCCCCGUCACGUCCUUCCCCUCGCUCACGCCACCCUCACUCCCUUCACCAUCCCCCAGCUUCCCCGUGCUGCCGGUACCGGCCCCGUCAAGAAGCUUUGGGCUAAGAACGAGAUCGAUGGCAAGUGGGCCAACUCCAGCUUCUCCAAGAAGACCGAGCGUGCCGACCGACGGAAGAACCUGACCGACUUCGAGCGCUUCAAGGUCCUGCGCCUCCGCAAGCAGGCCCGCUACGAGGUCCAGAAGUCUUUCGCUAAGGUUCGCGCUGCCACUAAGGCAUAA